AUGGAAAAAUCAGAAGCCUGCAUCCAAGAGAUAGAACCAGCAUCAGAAGGUCGUAGAGACUCAAGGGAGAGAGACUGCGAUGCCGAGGACUGUCCAAAGAGGGACAACCUUCUCCUAGGGUCGCUUGCAAAGGAAACGCGAUGUAAGGAAGAUGAAGGAAGGACGAAACAUUCAAACCAAGACUUGCACACCGUAGAAGAUGAGACGCCGGCCCCAAAGAAUGACAACCACUGCGACGAAGAAGAGACGCUUUCCAAUCUGCGAAAUAGGAACAAGCACCUAGAAGAAACCAUAGACAACAACCAAAGUAAGAUCCUGGGAAGAGAACGCGCUAACGUAGAGACGCCAGCAGAAUUACUGGACGAAACCUCAAGAUCCGCCUGCAACGAAACCCCGAUGAUUAUUGAUGAUAGGACACCAAGAAGAAAAGACGAAAUGCCAAAAACAGAGAUAAUGGAUAACCACCCCAGCAAGACCAUAGAGAUGGGCACCGACAACAAAGCUCUGGCAACCAAGUAUGACGCGAAGGGCAAAGACGUAAACAAAAUUACGGAACCCGCCGGUGAUGAAACCUCAAUGAAUAAGAACAGUGGGCUAUCGAAUAAAGGAAGAGAAGGCAUGAAAAAAAUGACGAGCCUGGAAGAUGUGCCAUCCGGCGACCAAGGAGAUCUUAAUGAAAGAAUGUACCUUGAGCCGCAAAAGGAAAUUGUAAUAGUGGAUAACCAUACAAAAGAGGUUGAUAAAGUAGCCUCAACAGAUGAAGAAGCUGGAGGACGGAAGCUAACCCAUGCUAGGAUAUCGGUUGCCUAUGAUGCCGCAAAUCAGAACGAUAAGACGACGGAUGAACAAGAAAAGAGCGAGAGAGACGCAAAGAAAAGUCAAUACGAAAUCUUGGGGACAGACAAUACGACACUUGACCUUGUGGAUAUUGAAAACGGAAAUGGGAAACAUGACGCCUCACCAAUAAACUCUGAUGCGUCUAUGAAAAAAGAAUUUGAAGCUAGUAGAUACAAGCACACAAUGAGAGAACAAUGGAACAAAGAUGACGAAGCAUCCAUGACGUACCUAGUGGAAAAUGCGCCUAUAAAGGUGUUAAUGUAUGCGCCCACAAAAUGA
Molecule: messenger RNA, 1116 nt
Organism: Acaulospora morrowiae
Lineage: Eukaryota; Fungi; Glomeromycota; Glomeromycetes; Diversisporales; Acaulosporaceae
Source: the annotation of a GenBank genome assembly